AUGUCCCUGAGCUUUCUGAAAUCUACAAGCUCCUUGAUCAAGACCAUAGCCAGCGUACUCUCAAUCCGAUUCAGAACGCUGGAGCUUUUUAGGUGGCCGUCUCGGAUUCACCUCAACCUUACUUCAUCUUAUGGAAAGCCAAAUCCUAAUUGUCCUAUUUGUUCUCAAUGUGGUUACAAUGGUCACACUGUUGAGACUUGUUACAAAAUUCAUGGUUAUCCGAUUGGCUUCAAGCAUAAAGGGAAACAACAACCUGAGAAGUCUACUCACGCUGCUCCAAAAUCUCAAUCCUCUACUAAGCCGGUAGUUGCUCAGCUGCAAAAUUCUCAACCUCAAAACUCUGUGGCUUCAUCAUCAUUCACUGGUGGUACCAUUACUGCUCUUCCUGGUAUGGCUUUCUCCACCUCUAUGCUGUGUUUUGUUGGAAUUUUGAAAGCUACUGGGAAUGCUUUAUCCUCUCAGUCUUGGAUUAUAGACAGUGGUGCCACUCAUCAUGUUUGCCAUGAUAAGGAGCUGUUUAUUGAACUUUCAGACUCUGUGAAUAGAUCAAUGACCUUACCUACUGGUAUAGGUGUGAACAUUGCAGGCAUUGGCACGAUUAAGUUGAAUACAUCUUUGGUUUUACACAACGUUCUCUAUAUCCCGUAUUUUAGCCUAAACCUUCUCAGUAUCAGUCAACUGACGAAGGAUCUGGGAUAUCGAGUUGUUUUUGACAAAGAUUCUUGUAUAAUACAUGAUCAUGCAAAGGGGCUGAUGAUUGGUCAGGGUGAUGAGAUUGCAAAUCACUACGUUCUGGAUGCUGCUUCUCUUCCAGACGUUUCUUCUUCUAAGUAUCUAUGUUCUAAUGUUGUCGUUGAUUCAUCUAUGUGGCACAAUGGACUAGGUCAUCCUGCUGUAUCUAAAACCGACUUAAUGGCGGAUGUACUUGGUGUUACACAAAGGAAUAAAGAUUUUCAUUGUACCAUUUGCCCUCUUGCCAAGCAGAAACAUCUUCCUUUCAAUUCAAAGAAUAAUAUGUGUGAAGCUGCUUUUGACCUUCUGCAUAUUGAUACUUGGGGUCCCUUUUCGGUUGCUACUGCUGAAGGAUACAAAUAUUUUCUCACAAUUGUAGAUGAUCACACUCGCGUAACAUGGAUCUACUUGAUGAGAGCUAAAGACGAGGUUCUUACUGUUUUCCCUGAGUUCUUGCAGAUGGUGGAAACGCAGUAUAAGACAGUAGUCAAGGGUGUCAGGUCAGACAACGCUUCUGAAUUAAAAUUCACUGCUUUGUUUAAGCAGAAAGGGAUCGUUUCUUAUCACUCAUGCCCUGAAACACCGGAGAAAAAUUCUGUUGUCGAGAGGAAGCACUAA
Microthlaspi erraticum is the source of this 1350-nucleotide messenger RNA. Lineage: Eukaryota; Viridiplantae; Streptophyta; Magnoliopsida; Brassicales; Brassicaceae. The record is from the annotation of a GenBank genome assembly.